Messenger RNA from Plasmodium relictum, 3393 nucleotides. Its product is annotated as conserved Plasmodium membrane protein, unknown function. Lineage: Eukaryota; Apicomplexa; Aconoidasida; Haemosporida; Plasmodiidae. The transcript has 4 exons. The record is from RefSeq and is a predicted model, not a curated record. Bases 1 to 3393 code for a protein of 1130 amino acids.
AUGAUAAAAGAAAAAUUGCUAAAUUUUUUUAAUUAUUUUUAUUGUAUCAAUAAUUGUUAUAUUUACCAUAUAAUUUUUUUAUAUAUUUUUUUUUUAAGAAUAACUUAUACUUAUGCUGAAAUUACUAUAUCUCAUUUCUUUACUUAUUUAUUAAGUAAAUAUGAGAAUUUGGAAAAGUCAAAAAAAGAAAAAAAUUUAUUUUAUUAUUUUACUAAUAUUUUUAAUUUUAAUAACAGGAAUAGUGACAAGUUUUUAAACACAAAAUUAUUUGUAGUUGUAUACUUGCCUAUUUGCUUAAAAUGCGUUUACACACUUUUUUUUGACUAUAUUGCAUACUAUAUAUAUAUGCAUUUCUACUUUAGAAAAAUUAAUAAUGAUUUUAAAAAACCUUAUUAUUCCUCAGUAUCUUAUGAAAAUCCAAUUUAUAAAGUGAAUGAAAACUUUAGUCAUAAAAAAGGGAUUAAACAAGAUAAAACAGAUAAAAAAAAAAAGUUAAAUUGUGUAUACAUAAAUGAUACUUCUAAUAUCUCUAUAUACAAAUAUAAAAAAUAUAAAUUGAGAAAAAAGAAGUCUCUUAUUUAUAAAAAAAGAUUAGAAUAUUAUACAAAAAAUAAAAAUGCCAAGAAAACAUUAAUUCACAGAAUAAUAUAUAAAAAGGGAAGAAUAAAAGAAGUACGAUGCAAAAAUAAUCAUAUAAAAGAUAAUUUAUUAAAUAGAAGUAAGAAAUAUGAUGUUUUUAAUAAAAAACUUUAUUAUAAUAUAUUAAAAGAAAGAAUUAACAUAUUUACUAAAAGAAAAAAAAGAAAUUUAAAUGAUGAAAAAAAAGUCUUUUUCAAUAUUUUAAGAAAAGGAAAUACUAUUAAAAUCAAGAAUAUUAAAUUGGGUAACUUACGUAAUAAUAAGAAUAAUUACAGCAUAUGUAGUUAUAAUGCUAUUGACGAUAAUAUUACAAGUGAAACUUAUAAUGCUAAUCAUGAUAAUUUCAGUAGAAAAACUAAUAUGAAAAUAUUUAGUAAUUCAUUUUGUUUUAAUGAUAUUUUAAAAGAUAAUAAUAAUAGAAAGAUUGAAAAUUUCAGUUCAUCAUCUGAAUUCAACAAAAAAAGUAAUAAUGUGGAAAAACAAGAUAAGAAGAUAAAAAAAGGAGAAAACUACUUUUUUAAUUAUCACAACAAUUUAAGAAAAAAUAAUUCCAUUUUAAAUAAUGAGAGUUCUAAGAUAUGUGGGAAUAUGUAUAUUUAUGAGAAAUGUUUUGAAAAUAAUAAAAAUGACUUAUGUAAGCAUGCACAUUUCGAGUAUUGUAAGAUUAUUGAGAAAAAUAAUAUAUGUGAUAAUAAUUUUUUAACAAACAAUUUACAUUCGAUUGAUGAAAUAUUUAAAUAUAAAUCUAAUAAUGAUAUUAUUUUUGAUGAUUUAAAAGAUAAAGAAAACAAAAAUAACACACGCUUAAAAAAUUUAUUUAAAAGCUUAAUAGGAAAUUUAAGUAUAGAAUAUUUAUUUGAAUAUAGCAACGAAUUAAUAGAAAGUAAUUUUUCAAUUCCAGACAAUAAAUAUUAUUAUUAUAAUAAAUUUAAAAGUUUUCACAAUGAAAAAAGUAGCAAUUCAUAUAACAUAAGAAAAAUGAUAAAUAAUAAAAUUAAUGCAGAGUAUUAUAAUUUAAAAUUAAAUAUACUUAUAUUAUCAUGUAUAAUUAUCCAAAUUUUCAACUCAUUUAUCUUAAUUCUCAUUUCUAAUAAUAUUAUAACAAAAAAAGAAAAAAUUUUUUUUUUUUGUUUUUUAUAUUCUUUACUAGAAAGUGUAACAGAUGUUAUUUCAGAUAAUAUAUUUUUUUUAUGCGGAAAAUUUACAAAUAUAUAUAAAAAAGAAAUUACUAUAAAUUCUAUUUAUAUUCUACAGGUUAUUAGCAAAAUGGUAUUAAGUGUAUCAACUAUAUUUAUAUAUUUCAUUUAUCAUAUUUUUAUUUUUUCAUUUAAACAAGUAAAUAUUAUGAUUAUAAAUACCUUUAUAAAAGUAUUAUCUAUUUUUAUUCUUUCAAUCAUAUUUCUAAAAAACAAAAAUAAUAUUUUUAAAUCUUACUAUGAUAAAAAAUUUAUAAAUUUUAAUCAUUAUAAUAAUAAAAAAGGUGAUAUAUCUUACAGUAAAUUACUAAACUCUACUAAGAAUGAUCCCUUUAAAAUAAUUAUAGACAAGGAUGAAUUAAACGUCAGUAAAAAUGGAGAAUCAAAUUGCAAUUAUUCAAUAAAUAAAAAAAUAAUAAAGCAUAUAAAUAAAGACAGAGAUAAUAUUUGUUCUCCGAAAAAAGCUAUCUAUCAUGAGAAUUUUGUUAUGAAUAGGUUUGUAAAUGAUAAUACAGAAAAAAAGAAAUCAAGAUAUAUACAACUAAUUUUUCUUAAGUUAAAAUAUAUCUCCCAUAUUUUUAAUUUAUUUAAUUUAUUUCCAAAAAUAAAAAAAAAUAUUUUUAAAGAAGACAAUGCAAAUUAUAAUUACACAUUACUUACUCUACAAAAUGUAAAAUAUGAUGAAGAAAAUAAACAUGCUAUUAAAGAAAAACAAAAUUAUCUAAUAAAAAUACCUAUUAUAAAAAAUAUAAGAAACUUAUGUGAAAUAAACAAAUUAAAAUAUUAUUCAGAUAAAGACAGUUCAAAUAUUAAAAAUAAUAAUAUAAUUGGCGAAGAAAUGGAAUAUAUGAAUGAAAAAAAAAAAAUAAUAAUAAAUAUUAAUAAUAAUAAACUAUAUAAAAAUGGAUAUAAUAUAUAUAAAUAUAACAAUAAAAGCAACAAAAAGAAAAUUAUAAUAAAUUACCCAUUUAAAUUAUUAUUAAACAAUUUGAAUUUUUCGAAUAUUUUUUAUAUUUGCUUAUUAUUAAUUAUUCCAACAUUUGAAAGAAUAUUUUUAAAUUAUAAAAUUAAAAAUAUAACAAUAGGUUUGCACUUAUACUGCUAUCUAAGUUUAGUAAAUCACAUAACUGAUCUAAUAGGUUUGUAUCUUUAUAUUAGUUAUUUUAAUGAGGAAUCAUAUUCUUCAUCUAUUUUUCUAAGUUCAAUUAUUAAUAUAUUAUUGAUGACAUUACGUUUUUUGUUUUUACAUAACGGAUAUAAUCAAAUUGGAUUAUUAUUUUUGGAAACUGCUUUAAAAUCUCUUCAUAAAACUUUUUUUUAUAUGCCUAUUUUUAUUCUAGUUACGAAGGCUUAUAUAAAAAAUAUACAUAACAUAAUGUGCUCUUUCUAUUCUAGUAUUUUGGAUUUUAGUUCUUUUGCUUCAUGUUACUUUGAAUAUUUGAUAAUAAGUUACUAUAACAUAGAAGAUUCAAAAAAUGUUUGUACUCUUGUAUUUAUUUUCUUUUUGAUUUUGCAUUUAUUAUCACUAAUAGUUAUAUCAAAAUUAAAGAAAACUUGA